AACUAACUAAGCUCUAAGAGAAGGAUGUGGCCCUGUAAACCAAGAUUUAUAAUGUAAGAGUUCAGGGAUUGGAUGACAAAUUGGUGUCACAUAAAAACCAGCCUGCCAUUUGUAAUAAUCCAUGAUAUGUUCUUCAAAUUGAUUAAUUCUUGGCUGCUCUUAAUCACCUCCAUACUAUAAUGGGUGGAUUGGACAAGAGAAUUAUUGCCACAGUGUAAUCUUAUGGUAUUCCUGCAGUACACCUUGUACAAUUCUUUUGGAGAGCAGCAAAACCUCUCCAGAAGUUUCCCCCUACAAAGAAAAGAAAAAACUAUGACAUCGACAUCCAAAGGAAUUUUUCGCCCAUUUUUUAAUCACCUGCAUCAUCCUGGUUGUUUCAUGGCAUGUCUGCUCAUUUACAUCAAGCCCACCAACAGCUGGAUCUUUGGCCCCAUAGAGACAACCAGUUCUGUUCUGAAAAUGAAAAAUUUCUUUUCCAGCAAAACUGAUGAUGUGAAUGAAACCAUCAUAUUGAUUUGGGUAUGGCUUGGGCAGACAUUUGACCUUUCAUCCUGUCAAGCAAUGUUUAACAUCCAUGGUUGUCGUCUCACCACUGAUCGAGCCCUUUACAACAAAUCCCAUGCUGUUCUGAUUCAUCAUCGAGACAUCAGUUGGGAUCUCACUAAUUUACCCCAGCAAGCUAGGCCACCAUUCCAGAAGUGGAUUUGGAUGAACUUGGAAUCGCCUACCCACACACCCCAGAAGAGCGGCAUUGAACACCUCUUCAAUCUAACUCUGACUUAUCGCCGGGACUCUGAUAUACAAGUGCCUUAUGGCUUCAUGACAGUAAGCACAAACUCCUUUGUGUUUGAAGUGCCAAGCAAGAAGAAAUUGGUGUGCUGGGUUGUCAGUAACUGGAAUCCUGAGCAUGCAAGAGUCAAGUAUUACAGUGAACUGAGUAAAAGCAUUGAAAUUCAUACCUAUGGGCAAGCAUUUGGAGAAUAUGUGAAUGAUAAAAGCUUGAUUCCCACCAUAUCUACUUGUAAAUUUUACCUUUCCUUUGAAAAUUCAAUCCACAAAGAUUACAUCACUGAAAAACUCUACAAUGCUUUUUUGGCUGGUACAGUCCCUGUUGUGCUGGGUCCAUCUAGGGAAAACUAUGAGAAUUUUAUUCCAGGGGACUCCUUCAUUCAUGUGGAAGAUUACAGUUCAGCCAGUGAGCUAGCCAAAUAUCUUAAGGAGCUAGACAGAAACGAUAAAUUAUACCUCAGUUACUUUAACUGGAGGAAGAGUUUCACAGUGAAUCUCCCACGGUUUUGGGAAACACAUGCGUGCUCUGCUUGUGACCAUGUGAAGAGACACCAAGAGUACAAGUCUGUUGGUAAUCUAGAGAAAUGGUUUUGGAAUUAAUAUUUGCCAUCUCUUGCACACUUAGUAGAAGAUUCUGAUGGAAUCUAUUUCAAGCUGUGAUAAUAAAAAGAGAGACAUCAGUCUGUGUUCUGUGCCACAGCUGACUCGACCAUCCUCUCUUGGGUACCUUAUUUAUAUUUUGUCAGAGUUUUAAGAGAUCAACAUCAGCAGUCUUCAGCACUCGAUUUUAAAUUAUACUGUAUAUAGCUAAUUACCUGCACUGAAACAUAAUUUAUUGUUUACUAUCAUUUUUAAUCAAUGUUGGGUUUUUUUCCCUUCUACAUUUGGGUUAGGUUGUCGGAAACGUAAAUUUGUUAUUUGAUUAUUGUGGUUCUACAUUGAUCAGCUGCUUAAUCUAUUUGGAAAAUUAAGGCCCAGAUUAUAGUAUCAUGGAGGAUUUCCAUUUAAUUCUUUCCUUUGUACGUUAAAUUUUCCACAAUGUAACAAGGAAAGAGUAUGUUGCAAUUGAAUUAAAAUUAAUCUUUUUGUAUUCCCAAGUUUAACACAGGGCAUAGUUGCCUCUCUUUUCAUCUUAUCUGAAUACUCUGUUUGCGAAGGCAGAGUUAUUACUAUAUUAAAAAGGGAAAAAGAACAAGCUCUAACAGAGUAUUAGUGUGUUAUCCAAGGAGCCAACUGACCUACCAUUUGUUUCAUUAUGAUAACUUGAAGCUGUAUAUGUUUACUCUCAUUAUCUUUAGAUAAAAUUUUGAAGUACUAUUCACUCACAUUCCUGUGGUCCAGGAAAUAGCAUUUUAAUACCUUUUAAAUGAAAUACCAGACUGUUUCCACCGUGAUAAAACAAUUACAACGAAAAAAAGAUGACUUUGCCCCCAACAGGAACGGAAAACUGUAUAGAGAACAUGCCAAUAAUAUUAUGAAUGUUAUCAUAAUGUAAAAAUAUUUUACAUACAAACCAAUCUAUUUUUGCUAUAAUAGCAUAUGUGAAUAACAUCUGAAUAAAUGUAAAGAUGUGCAUCAAUAUAGGUAAAUUAUGUGAAUGGAAAUUAUCUUUACUGUGAAUAGGCCUAAGUAUCAGAAAUUUCUUCCAUGUUUCAUUCCAGUAUUCCUUCUGUUUGUGAUAUUUGUGGCCAUAGUUCCUAAGUGCUUUACAGAACUACAGAGAUCCCUGAGAAACAGGAAUCAAAUAUGAUCACUCGACAUGGUACAUCAUCUUUGAGGUUAUAAGUAAGGAAGAGAGGAAGAGACCAAAGCAAGAGAGAGAGGAGGAACCACAGGAAUGUGUCGCUGGAAGGUUCUUCAGUGCUUUCAUUCCAUCAGAGCUGUCCAAAAGUAGAAAUGGGGUUGCCUCUGGAGAUUCUGAGUUCUCUAGCACUAGAGGUCUUCAAGUAAAAGCUGGAUGACUUCUGGUCCUGAGUCUACUAGGUACAUAUGGGGCUUAGAUGAUUUGGAGUCCUUUACCAUCCUUGGGUUACAAGUCACAUACUUGUAUGUACUAUUGAGUGGAUUUUAAAUGAACAGUUUUCAUCUUAAUAAGAAAACAGCAUAAUCCUCCAUUCUACAUAGCUAACCAUACUGAGAUUAAAGGUGAUUAUGAUUUCGGUUUUCUUUGGUUCUUUGGGUUUGUUUGCUUUUAAAGAAUUCUCAAGUCUUUUUAUCUUCUAACUAUACCAUACUGUAUAAUAGUGACUAUCUAGACAUCGGAGUUACAAAAAUUUCAUAUUAAUUUAUUUCAGGGUUUCAAAAUACAUGAAGUUAAAUAUUUGUCCUUGAGGUUUUCAUUAUUUGUCAUGUCAGGAAAAAAAUAAAAUCUAAAGAGGAAGGAUAGCUAAUGCAUGUUUCAAAAAGGCCUAACUCAGAUUGAGACUAUAGAUUUGACUUUCUUUGAAAGCUAAAAACUAAAUAGUAUUCACAAAUCCAAUCUAUGCUGACUGGUAGUGUCCUUAUAAAUAUAGUGGGGGCAGCUCUGGAGAUCAAGAGAACUAUAUUCUAGUUGCCUCUGCUUCUAACUGUCUGAUUUGAGGCAAGUUAUUUUCAAUGGCUGUGUUUAUGAUGAUGAAAUAACCAGAACCAAAAUUCUUUGUUCACAUUGGCUCAUCUCUCCAGCAGAAUUGCAAAGCCACACAACCUAGAAGCAUCAGUUUUCCUGCUCCUAAUAUAUUUUUUUAUUAUUUUUUUUUAUUAUUUUUUUUUUAGUAAGGCAGUUGGGGUUAAGUGACUUGCCCAGGGUCACACAGCUAGUAAGUGUUAAGUGUCUGAGGCCGGAUUUGAACUCAGGUACUCCUGAAUCCAGGGCCAGUGCUCUAUCCACUGAGCCAUCUAGCUGCCCCUCCUGCUCCUAAUAUAUUAAAGAAAAUGGACCAACAUUUCUGUUCUGUCUUGAGAUCAUUGACGUUUAUAAAUGGAAAGGACCUUAGAGAUAAUUUUUUAUGUUAAGAUAAUCUUUAAAUAAUUUUAAGAUUAUAAUAAAGUCAUCUCUUAUUUUAAAGAAGAAAAUACUGAGUCUCAGGGAAGUUGUGACUUGCCCACAAUCAUACAACUCAGAAAUGGCAAAGUCAAGCCAAAACCCAGAUUUCCUGAAUCUUUCUCCACUGCUCCUUCCAGUAAACCAUGCUGCCUUGAUUAUGCAAAUGAAGAAAAGAUUUUAUUGAUAUGAGUAGGCCCUAGUCAAUUGAAAUCCUCCAUGUAGACUUUGACUUUUCAGAAGAAAAAUACUAAAUCUAAAAUGUGUUGUCUUUCUGGAUAAGAUAUUUCAGGAAACAUUGUUUAAAUGUGCUACCAAUACAUACUAAGGGAAAUACAUAUACAAUGGAGAUCAUUCAUGCUCAAAUAACUUGAAUAAUGCCUAUCAAAAUUUGAAAUAACUUUAUACUUGUGAAGGGUGUGUUGAUUCUUUGAUGUUGAUUGCUGUUAAUUUUUAAAUGAAAUACUAAAAGCUAUAGAUGCUUUAUGGAUAUAAAGAUUAUGCACACUACAGAAUUUUAGUGUUCUUGUUCCAAAAUGUUACGAGAGUUGCUUCUCGGUGUUCUGAUGUUUCUUUAAAUCAUAUUUAUUCUAAGGUCAUAAAAGAAUGAUAGGAUACCUUCAAUAUUCCUAAACCAGCAGCACUAUAAUAUAAAAAGAACCCAUAAUAGGCAUAAAUUUGGCACGCUUAAGUCUAAGCUUCCAAAAACAAAAUCAGAUGGGAAGACCAAUGUAAACCUAGAAUGGUGAUCUUUUCUAUAAAAGUACCAAUGCUAAAACAGAAUAUUGGAAAAUAUCAUCUAUUUCAGAACCUUAGAAGGUCCAUGACAUUUUAAGGGCUAGUUCAAGUGUUGGGGCAUAUAGGAGUUAUUGGUUCAGGCAUUUAUUUCUUCAAUUUUCAGUCUCCCCAGUCCUUGCUCUGCAUCUCAGGUCAUUGCAAAAGCUUUGUGAGGAGAUCAGAAAAUUAUGUUAGGUAGGAAUAAUAGCUAUUUGACUGCCAUUUUUCAAACUACCUACCAAGAUAUUAAGGAGAGGUAUUGAGAACUAAAAAUUGGUUGAUGGUUCAGAAAUUAUGUCUCAUCUCUUUUCUAAUGAAACAGUCUCAGUUUAGAACCUAUCUCUGAGAUCCACUGAACUUUCACAAUGAAAUUUCAGUAAGAUGUAAAAUGCUUAACAUUUUGUAUGACUUUAAAUAAUAAAAUAGCCUACAGGAUACUCCUUUGUGUCAGGAAGGAUAUAGAAUGGAUUUUCAUUUCUUCAGGGGAUUUUUUUAAUGAAAUGUCAUAGUUCUGAUCCACAUGUAUUAAAUGUAAGUAAUGUUCCACAUUUUAUUUAAUGUUAUGUAUCCAUUUGGCCAGUUGACUCCCUGGGAGGCCAAGAUCAACCCUUGCUUGUCGAUAGUUCCAUAUUUUGCUACAACACUUCAUAAUGACUGACUAAAACACUUUAUUUUGCCUACUUAUGGGCACUGAAUGAUUGUUUUCCUCUAAUAUGUGUUUUGGGUAUAAUAAUAGAAACUCCUAUAUCAUACAAGCUGUUUUUUAGCAUUUUCAGUGGUGUCUGAUGCUUUGUGACACCCAUUUGGGGUUUUCUUGGCAAAGAUACUGGGGCGGUUAGCCGUUUCCUUCUCCAGCUCAUUUGACAGAUGAGGAAACUGAGGCAAAAUAUGU
Messenger RNA from Dromiciops gliroides (monito del monte), 5480 nucleotides. RefSeq names its product fucosyltransferase 9 (gene FUT9). The record is from RefSeq and is a predicted model, not a curated record. Lineage: Eukaryota; Metazoa; Chordata; Mammalia; Microbiotheria; Microbiotheriidae. Gene Ontology annotation, cellular component: membrane. Gene Ontology annotation, molecular function: alpha-(1->3)-fucosyltransferase activity.